UCGCAACAUAAACACACCCCUGUGGUGUAAACGUGAAUAUUUAUAUAGGUUUAUGCUUUAAAACGGGUUUAUAAAACGAUAUUUUUGCGUAAACGUUAGAUUUGUGUGUAGCUCCUCCAAACUGCGAUGUUUUGCCCCGCCCACUAAAAUUCCUGGGCGACUGAGAGAGGCGUCGUUACUUAAAGAAACGGCUGAAGUCGAGCUACCUGUUAAAGAACAGCACCAGACGGUAAACCGGUACAACGAGAUACUUUACUGACAACUCGGAAUUAUUAGAAAAUCGACUUCAUAACCGAAAGUGUGGCCUUUAUUGGCAGCACACGGGCGCUCGCGCACACGCACGCGCACACUCUCUGUCUCUCUCUCUCUUGUUUAUAAUCACACAAAAAUGGAAAUACUGGACAACAAUGAGACGUUUUUACAUUGGGACCGGAAUCUGAGCGAGCUGUCCGAGUCAGGAGAUAACGACAGUGUCCUGUACAGCACACACUUCACCGAGCUCCUGGAUGACAUGUCUCAGGAGGUGCUGCUGGGCCAGCUGCUGAGCGACCCCUUCCUGUCGGGGAGGAGCGACAUGAUGGACAUGGACGAGGAGCUGAGCCCGACCUCUCCACCGCCUCCUCACAUCCAGGCUGAGCACAGCUACUCUCUGUGUGGAGACUCGCGCCCUCAGUCACCCCUCUCCCACCUGACCACGGAGAAAACCAGCAGCGAGCCUAGAGAGUCCGACAGCGAGGACUGGCCGAUGGAGCAGGAGGUGGUAGAGGAGGUGGAGGAGGAAGAGGAGAGGUUAAACCUGAAGAUGGAGCCUCUGCUGUGCGAUUCUCCAGCACUGCUGCCUACGGUGACUCUCACACUGACGAUGGAACCAGCGACCGCUGCUUCCCUCUCACACACCACACAGCUCAACACACAGAUGAAAGAAGAUGAGAGCUUCAGCCCACAGAUUAAACUGGAGCCACAUGAGGUGGAUCAGUUCCUGAACCUCUCCCCUAAAGAGCUUGAGGCUUUGCAGAUGCCCCCGACUCCUCCCAGCUCUCAUGGCAGUGACUCAGAGGGCAGUCAGAGCCCUGUGCACCCCUGUGCUCCUGCCAGCCCCACACAGAAUCCAGCUGUCCUCAAGGUGGCGCAGCGCACAUCAUCCUCACUGCCCAACUCACUGUCCAACUCACCCCUGCUCACUGCCCCUCAUAAGCUGCAGGGCUCUGGGCCUCUCAUGCUGACAGAAGAGGAGAGACGAACUCUGAUAGCAGAGGGUUACCCCGUUCCCACUAAGCUGCCUCUGUCCAAAUCUGACGAGAAAGCCCUGAAAAAGAUUCGCAGGAAAAUCAAGAAUAAGAUUUCUGCUCAGGAAAGUCGCAGGAAGAAAAAGGAAUACGUGGACGCCCUCGAGAAAAAGGUGGAGACGUGUUCCAACGAGAACAGUGAGCUGCGCAGGAAAGUGGAGAACCUUGAAAGUACCAACAAGUCUUUGCUGCAGCAGCUGCACUCCCUGCAGGCCAUGGUGACAGGAAAAGUCCCUCGCUCGUGCAAAAUGGCCAGCACUCAGACUUCCACAUGCCUCAUGGCGCUGGUCCUGUGUUUCGCUGUGGUCCUGGGAAGCUUCUACCAAAGCCUGAGCCCCUGCUCGUCCAUCACCAAGACUGAUCUGUCCAGAAAGCUCACCAUGCAGGAGUCUUACACAACUACAGUGAAGUCCAGGAACCUGCUGGCUGUUGACAAGUUUGGUCUAGGCGACGAGCUUCGCCCCACCGGACUGGGUGGAAAAUAUCCAGAAUGGGACACGCAGACUAACGACAUGGCGAUGUGGCGUCUGGAGCCGCAGCAUAGAGUCAACCAAGCCACGCCUCCAACUCCAGAACCCAGCCCACAUUUCAGUCAGAACGACAGCACCAACAACAGCACACAAAAAGCCCUCCUGAUCGACCUGCACACACACAGGUCGGCAGAGUCGCAAUCCAGCGAAGGUCCGAAAGUCAUCGAGCUGGAGAGAACGGUGAACGAGCCGUCGUGAAGACGGACGAUCCUCCUCGAUCUCACCUCCACCUUAACGGCAGGAGGACACACCAAACCCUUUCUGUAUUUAUAGACUUCCUUUAUGUAUUGUUCCUUUCACUGUUUUCUUUUUUUUUAUAUAUAUAUAUGUAUGAAAAAAAAAGUAAAAAAACAAAAAAAAGGAUAUUAUAUCAUUCCACCAUUAUAUAUAAAAUUUUGAUACUAUAUUUUAAACCUUUUUUUUUCCCCCUCUACUUUUUUUCCUCUUCUGUGUAAUGUACAUAUGGUCCUGGGUUUGUAUUUAUAAAAGAACUAUUUUCACUCUCCGUCAGAGUCGGAACCGUGAGUCUAAAACAUGAGUUUUGAAACAUAUCAGAGUUAAAACAUCUAACAAGGUCUUCUGUUUGGAUGUUAGGGUUAGUAAAUCAAAUCACGAGGAUCAGCAACAGAUAAUCAUGUAAUGACUUUCUAUGAGAGCUCUACUCAUGUUCCACACACGUGAAGAGGGAUAGAAGAGGGAUCAAUCUGAACGUGUGUUGUUAUGGCGACACGCGACGCGUCUCCACACGUUUUUCUGUUCUAAAGUGAGCAACUAAUACAGGAUCCUUUUUUUUUUUCUGACUAGUACUAAUAAUGUGGAAAAACACUGUAGGUUUUAAGCCAUCGUCCAUUAAUGUCCGGAUUGUGAGUUUGGCCUCCUGUCAGUCAUUUUAUAGACACGCCCCCUAACACGCCUUCACAUUGCUCUUAAACCUUGAGUUUCCGUCUGUACGUCAUGGGUUGUGGAAUUAAUGCAGUUCAGUGAUCCUUGCUAAUGCUAAUUCAAGUCGAACCAGGUUUGGGGGCGGAGCUUUGUGUACUUCUUAUUCAUCUUAACCCAAUUACACUGUUUGUUUGUUUGUUUGUUUUUUGUUUGUUUGAUGGAGAUCGGACACUUCUGAUCGACAUGAUUUAAAGAAAAACCUCUCAGUAUUGCUUCCAUCGUCUUUGUCACGAAGAGAACGUGUCGUGCGUCACAUAACCAAGAUUUGUUGACUUCUUGUUGUUGUUUAUUUUUUUUUUUUUUAUGCAAGACCUUUAAUGUCUGUACUUUGCCUUUAAAAGGUCAUUACAGAAGAUUACAAGGAAGACCAGUGAAAUCUGAUCAUAUUUCCUGCCUUCUGAAGACACAUUGCCAUGUUUUGAUCCUCACCCAUUACAGCCUGCACUGCUUUCAGCUGUUUGGGAGUAAAUGACUGGGAAAGUUUUUCUGAUGAUGAUGAUGAUGAUGAUGAUAAUGAUGAUGAUGCCCAGAAUCUUGCCUGCACUGUAUCUCCAAAGAAUCAAUGUAUUUAUUAUUUUUUUUAAACAUCUUUAGUUCUCUUUUUUAUUACACACUGCCACGUGUUUUCUUCUUGAUGCGAUGCAAAUCUUUUAUAUCUUUAUCUUUAAUAAUAAUAAUAAUAAAUAAAAAAAAACCGCCAUAUUUUUUACAUCACUGUGUUAAACUGUAGCUACCGUUUCUGCUCUGCUACAGUUCCAGCAUUAAAAUCCUCUCUUCUUCUUCUUUUCUUUAUAUGAAGUAAAAUAUUUUCCUUAGAAAA
Tachysurus vachellii is the source of this 3578-nucleotide messenger RNA. RefSeq names its product cAMP responsive element binding protein 3-like 2 (gene creb3l2). The transcript has 12 exons. Lineage: Eukaryota; Metazoa; Chordata; Actinopteri; Siluriformes; Bagridae. Gene Ontology annotation, biological process: regulation of transcription by RNA polymerase II. Gene Ontology annotation, molecular function: cAMP response element binding; DNA-binding transcription factor activity, RNA polymerase II-specific. The coding region runs from base 389 to 2014 and encodes 541 amino acids. The record is from RefSeq and is a predicted model, not a curated record.